Messenger RNA from Juglans regia (Persian walnut), 807 nucleotides. Its product is annotated as berberine bridge enzyme-like 23. Bases 1 to 807 code for a protein of 268 amino acids. The transcript has 3 exons. The record is from RefSeq and is a predicted model, not a curated record. Gene Ontology annotation, molecular function: flavin adenine dinucleotide binding; oxidoreductase activity. NCBI's taxonomy places the organism in Eukaryota, Viridiplantae, Streptophyta, Magnoliopsida, Fagales, Juglandaceae.
AUGCGCAAAUACUUCUCUGGAGCGCUUGCGGCACCUGGUGCGCGUGGGGUCACGCGUUCAAUCCUCUCCUUGGCACAUGUCAAGAGUGGACUUCACUCUUUGAUCUUCAGGAGUUACCUGCUGAGCGAUGAGCAUCCAUUAUGGACUGCUCAGGCAUGGGCAUGGUCUUCAACAAAUUCUAGCCAAGAAGGGAGGAGGACAAUACAAGCUUCAUUUAGUUCCUUGUAUCUUGGAGGGAUAGAUAAUCUCCUUUCAUUGAUGCAAGAGAGCUUCCCUGAACUGGGUUUGACUCCCCUAAUAAGACCUUUUUUCAAAGCAAAAUCUGACUAUGUGAUGGAAUCUAUUGCCGAAGUUGGCUUCGAUGGGAUUUGGGAGAGAUUUUAUGAGAAAGAGGCAGAAACAACAUUAUUGAUCUUCACUCCCUAUGGGCAGAAAAUGAGUGAAAUUUCGGAGUCUGCAAUUCCUUUCCCCCAUAGAGCUGGUAAUAUCUAUAAAAUCCAAUACUUGGUCUAUUGGGAAGAUGAAGGAAUUGCAGCAUCUGAGCAGCAUAUAAGUUGGAUAAGGAGGCUGUACAGUUACAUGGCUGCCUAUGUUUCAAAAUCUCCAAGAGCUGCAUAUAUGAAUUAUAGGGACCUUGACAUUGGAAAAAAUAAUAACAAAGCCAAGACAAGCUAUAGACGAGAAAGUAUAUGGGGUGCUAAAUAUUUCAAGAAAAACUUUAACAGGUUGGUUCAUGUGAAGAUUAUGAUCGAUCCUACUAAAUUCUUCAGGACUAAACAAAGCAUUCCGGCCUUUUCAUCUUGGUGA